AUGACCACGGCCACAGCUCUUGGGAAAGGAGCUCGAUAUCGGUCUGGAGAUGGAUGUCAGUUCUCUUCGAAAAAGUGCCCCCCAGGCGUCGGGAUGGACAUGACCUGUGAGCUUCCCUUUGGGUUCGUUUGGACUCCCAUGGCCCCAUGCCCCGAAGGGAACCUCGCGGUGGUUGACUGCAAAGGAGAGGCUCUGCCACCUGUGCUCUGCAUAUCCUGCCUGACGUAUAUCAAUCAGCAUGCCAAGUUGCACCCUCGCAAAAAAGUCUGGGAGUGUCCUCUCUGUGGGUCAGAUGAAAAUGUCUUGGAUCCCGCGUUGGUCGAAGAAGGCGGACUCCUCUCAUCGGCACUUUCGACCACCACUGUGGAAUUUCGACAACAAUUUCAUGUUCCUGAUGCACCCGCAAAAAUCCAAUGUGAGACAUACAUUUUGGUUCUUGACUCCAAUCUGAGCCGAGAUGAAGCCAAUGCGGUUGGAAUGGCAAUCCAGGCCACAAUUGCUGCCAGGGAAGAUGAUGGAACGGAGGUCAAAAUUGGUCUUAUUGUCUUUGAUAAGAGUGUCGCCAUGUAUCAGCUUGGUUUGUCGGGUAUGGCUUCAGCCGAUUUGUGCACCAUUAAACAAGCCAACAGUGAUGAACAUCUUGCCAACAGAAGGAUUCAAAUUCAGUGCCGUCCGUACCUGGCAUCCGUCAAAGCUGGCGACGACGACUUGCCUUCUUUGUGGCGCUGCCUUUCGGCGGUUUAUGGGACGACACUCAGCGGAGACGGCAUUGACGUUGAUUCCUCUCCCGAGGAAGCUCCUAGGCCGCUCUCGAGGUUGGAAAAACUCAAACACCGGAAGGAGGCCAGGCAACGUGAACAAGCUGAAAAGAAUAAACAACCUGACAUGUCGCCCGUACCGCAGGAGUCGCCUUGGAUCAAGGCGCAGAAUCGCCAGGCGUCGGGACACCCCCAUCGUUGUACAGGCGAGGCCUUGCAAUGUGCCAUUGACCUGGCUACGGUCAGUCAAUCGAAAACUGCCAGCAGGUCGCACGUUUUACUAUUUACGAAUGGAUGCCCCAACUUGGGAGAUGGGAGUGUGGUGGCCUCAACCAAGGGGAAAAAGACACGUCGUUCCUCGAACCCAUCAGUGCAACGCCUCAAGCCAGAUGUCAUUGAACCAGAGAGGUUGACAAGUGCUGUACAGUACUUUGAGAGUCUCUCAGAAACUGCACAGGAACAUGAAGUUGGCAUUGAUGUCUUUUGCACAGGUGCCCACGAACUGGGUUUGCCAGUCUUUCAAGCAAUGGUUGAACCAUCUGGUGGGUAUGUGAUACCCCACGAAACAUUCACAACCCCCCACCUGAAACAUAAUCUUGGGUUCCUCUUGAGCGAGACUUUCUUGUCCAAAUCAAAGAGGGAGACGUCUGAUUCGACAGUAGCUCCUUCCUCUUCUCACAGUUCAACUGAACUCGAAGGAUGCCUGGUUGACAUGCGCAUAGCAGGGUUCUUAUCUGCAACCCACCUGGUUGGGUCUGGUGAAUUGCUUGAUGAAGAUCACAAGGGUCUUCUCAACAACGAACGAUCUGCUUUUGCAGUAGGCGCCUCGCUAGCAGCGGGAAGAGGAUUUGCUACCAACGAGCUCCCUGCGACCGAAGCUGUGAAUGAAACACUCACUCGCCUCUCACUUGGUCGGUUCGACCCGCUUGCAACCCUUUCUGUAAUGCUUCGCGUCAACGAGGAGUAUCCGAUGGACGACACCGCAUUCUUUCAAUGCGUUGUUCGGUAUGUAGAGAAAGAUGGCCAAACGCUUGUCACGCGCGUGUGCAGUCACCAGAUGCCGGUAUCCAAGGACACUAGCGAUUUCUUGGAGUCUGUGGACGAAGAAGUGGUUCCCGUGUUGCUUGGAAAGGAAGCGGUGUACAGAUCCAUGUUUGGACGUGAAAUUUCCGAUGAAAACGAAGUAGUGUUGGCUCCUGACAAAGAGCAGCUUGAGCGAUUGGCAUACGAAGCUCAACGUGACCUGGACGCGACUAUCCAAAGAGUGUCAGGAGCGUACAGGUUGCUUUGUCUGGAGAAAAGCUUGAAGAGCAUUUCAGUGGCAUCGAAUGGUGGGGCAUCGUCCUCUUUGGAUUUUGCUUUUCCACCAGAUCUGGCAGUUGCAUUGGGCCGCUUAUUUCAUCUUCGCCGUGGUCCUCUCAUCAGCAUUGAACCAAUCCAGUCCACAGAUGAUCGUGCCGAGAUACGAUCUAUGUUUCUGAGACUGCCACUCGAAGACUGCCUCCACAUGAUGGCACCUUCUGUUUGGAGUUCAGGAUCUGUUUUGGUUGGUGAAGCAUUACGGGAAUCUGUUCCAGCUGAAACUCUGUCGCUUUGGGACCAUUGCAUCAUAGCAGCAGACCACGAAGACCAGCUGUUUGUGUGGUCUGGCCAGGCAACUUUGAAGCCUGAAUACGAUGCAAUCCGAGAGCAGUUCAAGGAAUUCUUGUUGGAGCGAUCCCAGAAUCGAUUCCCAAUGCCAAUGUUGCACAUGCUUGCAGAAGGCGAUUCCAUGAGUCGUCGUUUCACUUCGCGGUUGUCUCCAAGUCAUGCGGAUCCACCAGACCAGCAGCUGGCCCAUUUCCCUGCUCUUUCCACUCUCUCCACAGAAGAGCUGUCAGCACUACGGUCCAAAUUUCGCUUCUAUGACCCAAAUGCAGAUCCCAGCUUUAGAGGUUGGUUUUGGGGAGUUGCGAGUGCGGCAAGCAAUAGCAAAGACAUGGGUUUGUCCUUGUGUGAGUGA
This is a messenger RNA of Seminavis robusta, 2760 nucleotides long. The record is from the annotation of a GenBank genome assembly. Lineage: Eukaryota; Bacillariophyta; Bacillariophyceae; Naviculales; Naviculaceae.